This is a messenger RNA of Rhodamnia argentea, 1867 nucleotides long. Its product is annotated as ankyrin repeat-containing protein At5g02620-like. The record is from RefSeq and is a predicted model, not a curated record. The transcript has 3 exons. Gene Ontology annotation, molecular function: protein phosphatase regulator activity; protein phosphatase 1 binding. NCBI's taxonomy places the organism in Eukaryota, Viridiplantae, Streptophyta, Magnoliopsida, Myrtales, Myrtaceae. Gene Ontology annotation, cellular component: plasma membrane. Bases 110 to 1867 code for a protein of 585 amino acids.
GUUGGAAAGCAUACUUACUCUCCAUGUUGGAAGCCUUAAGUCGAAGUACAUUAUUAUCAUCUUUAUCUAUACAGUUGGAGCAACAUAAGUUUAUUCCUCUCCCAAGAAAAUGGAUCCGAGGCUGUAUCGAUAUGCAAACUCCGGUGAUGUUCACUCCCUCAAGGAGCUUCUCGAUAGAGAUCCAAGCAUACUCCUGAGGUGCACUCCUCAAGGAAACACGGCCCUCCAUGUCGCUGCUAGAUCUAGGAAUACUCCAGUUAUCGCGGAGAUCUACAGCCGAUGCAAGUCCCUUCUCAUGCAGCGGAAUUCCGAGGGAGACACUCCCCUGCAUAUAGCUUCACAGGCUGGCCAUCUUCCAGUCGUGAAGUUUUUGGUCAGAGAGAUCACAUCCACCUCUCCUUCUCAGCUGGACAUUGAAAACGGUUGUGACCGCAGGUUCGAGAUGCUGAGAUGGGGAAAUAAAAUGAACAACACAGUCCUGCAUGAGGCGAUUAGAAACAACCAUUCGCAAGUGGUUAGGUUGUUAAUAAAUGCCGAUUCUCAUCUUGUACUUUGCGAAAAUCGUGCAGGAGAAUCCCCAUUGUACUUGGCUGCUAGAGGGGGCAUGAAAGAGAUUGUAAACUGGAUCUUGACAUCGUGCCAUUUAUCUGCUCAUGGUGGAUCAGAUGGCCAGACAGCUUUGCACGCUGCUGUAAGCACGAGACAUUCUGAUAUAGUGAAAGCCCUACUCGGGGCAAAGCCGGAGCCGAUCAAAGAACCCGACCACCAUGGCGGGACCCCUCUCUACUAUGCAGCUUUUUCUGGAUACCACAAAUUGGUCCAGCAAUCGUUAGAGCUCGAUAUCUCGACCGCAUAUGUGGUGGAUACCGAUGGUCUUUCGUCACUUCAUGCAGCAGCAAGUAAUGGACAUGCCAAGGUUAUAAAAGAGAUUAUUCGGCAAUGCCCAGAUGCUGGAGAAUUGGUAGACCAAAAGGGCCAAAACAUUCUUCAUGUUGCAGUCCUAAGUGGAAGAGCAAAUGUUGUCAGAUAUAUAUUGGACACUGUCGAGCUCGAGGGCCAAAUAAAUAUGCCCGAUCACAACGGUAAUACUCCUUUGCAUCUAAGUAUCAUGGAAAGGAGAAGUUGGAUUGCGGCUUACCCGUUGUGGGAUACGAGAGUUGAUCGAACAGCACGGAAUAUAAAAGGCGAAACAGCCUUCGACAUAGAUGACCCAACCAAGGAACCACAUGUAAUUCCCUCAGUCGCAAUGAUGAAUUGGCGACAACCAGGCCUCCCUCAAUUUUGGAAUCUCCGAGGAGGAUUUCCCCCCAGGACAAAUGAACAAAAAGCUGGUGUCUUGGAUUCAGAAAAAAGUUACAAGAAAAAUUGUCGGACCUUGUUGAUGAUCACGACACUCAUCACAGUUGUGACGUUCACGCCGGCUUUCACAAUGCCCGGCGGUUAUAACAGCAACGCUGGCCCCGGCCAAGGGGCGGCCCUUCUCCGAUCAAGCCGUUAUCUCAAGCGGUUCAUCAUCUCCGACACAAUCGCAAUGACCUGCUCCAUAAUGGCCGCUUCCGUCAUACUCUGGGGCGCCGCUUUCAGCAAGAGACGUUAUGUACAUUGCUACGUGAUCGCGGCUGUGCUCACAUACAUUGCGCUGCUAUCGAUCGGUGUAUCGUUCAUGACGGCUCUCCAUGCUGUUUUACCCGAUCAAAGAUAUGUCCACACCAUGACUAACAUAGCUGGCACUGCCUUCGAUGCCAUCACCCGCUUGUUUCUCUUCAGGCUGGCACAGAUUUUUUCCUUGUAUGAGAUCAGCCUCUCCUUGAUUUCCCGCCUCAGAAGGCUCAAGUACAUCAUCGGUUCCCAAAUAGCAAAGAAAUAA